Molecule: messenger RNA, 2296 nt
Organism: Callorhinchus milii (elephant shark)
Lineage: Eukaryota; Metazoa; Chordata; Chondrichthyes; Chimaeriformes; Callorhinchidae
Product: stathmin-3
Exons: 5
Coding region: 65-601 (178 amino acids)
Biological process (GO): regulation of microtubule polymerization or depolymerization; microtubule depolymerization; neuron projection development
Cellular component (GO): neuron projection; cytoplasm
Molecular function (GO): tubulin binding
Source: RefSeq, a predicted model, not a curated record
ACAGCACUGCAGCACAGAAUCAUAUCGGACCUGCUCUCUCUGAGGCUCCACAUCCUCUGCCACCAUGUCCAGCACCGUAGCCGCCUACAAGGAAAAGAUGAAGGAGCUUUCGAUGCUCUCCCUGAUCUGCUCAUGCUUCUACACACAACCACAUCCCAACACAAAGUACAACUUUGGUGAUAUGGAAGUGAAACCGAUCAACAAGCGAACUUCCGGUCAGGCCUUUGAAGUGGUGCUGAAGCCUCCAUCUACUGAUUUAACACAUGACCAACCUCUCUCACCAAAGAAGAAGGAAUUGUCUUUGGAGGAACUCCAGAAUCAGCUGGAAGCUGCUGAGGACAGGAGAAAGUCCCAAGAGGCUCAGCUUUUGCAGCAACUUGCAGAAAAGCAACAUCAUCGGCGUAUAGUUCUGCACCGGGCGAUUGUGGAUAACUGCGACUUCAGCAGAAUCACCGAGAGGAAGCUAAACCAGAAGAUGGAAACUUGUAAGGAAAAUCGCAAUGCUCACAUAGCUGCUGUCAAGGAACGUCUCCGUGAGAAGGAAUUACAUGCAGCCAAGGUCCGCAGGAACAAGGAACUACGAGAGGAGCUGUCUGGCUAAAAAGGUCUCUCCAACCCUUUAAGACCAUCACUUCAAAAAGAACACCUUGGAAGGAAAUUAAUCCCACUAAUAACCUAGCUAUCAAGCUACAACUUUUUUGUUUCUGAGUACAAUACUUCCAUAUAAUAGGUCAAGCUUUUUUUUGCAUCAGAUUGUUGGUUCUUAUUUCACGUGCAACACAGCAAAUUGUAAGAAGGCAAAAGUCAGCAGAAUAUCAGUGAUCUAAUGACAUUCCGAGCAUUCGGAGUAUUAAUUAUUACUAACAUCAAGCAAUUUAUAAUCUGUCAAUGUAUUCUAAUACGUAUGCAGCAUAAAGACAUAUUUAUUAAAAAAUUCAACCUAUCAUUGGAAAACACUCUUAAAAAAACAAAUAAUUACAUUUGGGGGCUCUUUUUACAAUCCAAUCAUUGUGUGUUUUUUUUUCCUAUCACAUUUGAUGAUUUCUGUCAUUUUCUGUCAUUUUGGAGGGAUUGUCCCCAAAUCAUAUUAGAUCCCUUCAGUCUCAAUAUUUAAAGUACGGCAAUUUCUUCAUCUAUGUCUCAGCAAGUCAAUGGAUCUCACAACCAUGUGCAGAAUAAUUUAUUCUGUUUGAUGUAAAUAUUGAUUCACCCAAAUAAAUAGUAUGCUAUUAAUCACAGAUCAACUCAUUGAACAAAAUGUUCACAUAGGUUUAAGUAUUUACUUUAAAUUGUUCUAUUGUUCUAUGCACACUAUGUCUUUUUAUUAUAUUAUCAACCUAACAGAAAUAAAGCCAUUUUAAGUAACUGCCAAAGAAUUAAUCUGUGUAAAAGUCACAUCUUAACUAAGGCCUCUUAUUGCCUAUACUGUCUUCAUCGUUGGACAGUAUGAAAAGUAUUUGAUCCUUAAUCGAGCGAACUAUUUUGGCGCUAAAUGUUAUGGAUUGAAUUUCUUAAUAAAUGAAACAGGUUUUAUCAUAAAUAGAAAGUGUCAUUGGUCGUACUGUAUAUAAUACAGUGGUUAGAUUGAAUAAAAUCUUUAUGCAUCUUGUGCUCACUGGAAGAAGAAAAAAACUUCAAUUUAAGUAAGCAGUUUUUUGGUAAAAAAAUGUUUACCUGUAAAACUCAAAAGGUUAACAGUGUUUGUAUGAAAAAUGCCCAGAAUUAUAAAGCUGAAUUUUGUCUUAUUACUGCUGUAGCUGUGCUGAGUAGAAAAUGGUUUGCCAAAUAUAAAACUGUAUGGAGUGUUUUGCUUGAUGUGGUUAUAACUUUGAGGCUUCUUUUGUAAAUAUCUAGUUUUAUUUCAAAGGAUUGUGUUUGGCAGGAUAGAUCACGAAAUUAAUCUGUAAUCCUGUUCUUUGCCAUCAUCUCAUUUUAUUAUGUGCCAUUUCACGUUGAACUCUGACAGUUUGUAUAUUUGCCUAUCGGACUUGAAACUGGAGUCACAGUAAGAGCAUAAAUGGUGGUAGAUACUUUCAUCUACUAACUGUACCUGAGCGUGGCAUGUUUUUAACCACUUGACUAGAUCUUGCUGUUCAUCGAUGUGUUUGUAUUUUAAUCCUUCAGACUUUUGGGAGGAUCUUUGACAAAUCUCUCCCAUCUCACACAGUUAAACGUUAUUAGAACAUGAUCAUCCAAACCAGUCAUAUUGUGUUCCAUCACUUGCAUUUUAAUGUCAGUUUAAGAUUGUUGUGUGUGCAAGAUGUGAUUACAAACAAUAAAAUCCAUGAUAUGUACA